AUGGUCCAAGGAAAGACAAGAGUAUUCUCAAUUGCUGCAACUAACCCUUUGACAAAAAAGAUUAAUACAUAUGCUUAUGCUUUCAUUAAUUAUGAAACGCGUGAGUCAUAUCGUAUCCUCUUCGAGAGGAUCUUUAAAGUCUUAGGGGAUGCUGGGAGGAAAGAAGUCCGAUGGGCAUAUCAGAAUCAUUAUUCUGAUACUGCUGAGGGAAUCCGCACUGUCACAGUUGAUAUGUGUAAAAAACAGGCUCCAGGGCUUGGAGACUAUCUUGCUGGACUUGAUCCUCGCUGGACAUGGUCAGAACAUCUUCAACAUGUGUUGAUUUUCUGUCAAACCCAUGUUAAACGUGCUUUUCGGAAGAAGUUUGGUGAUCAUCCUGCUACUGCGAUAAUCAACUAUAUCUGGGAAGCAGAUUCAAAACAGGCUGUUCUGAGCUUAAUGGAGGCGAUGAUUUCGCAGUUCCCCGAGACAGAAAGUUGGGUUAAAAAUAAGCAGGUUGAUUGGAUUCUAUCUAGUAUUACACCUGAGGCAUCUAAGAUUCCUAUUCAUUGGUGGAUUCAAGCCCCCCAUCAUACAGGGAUCUGCGAGAGUAGUCAUUUUGUUGAUAAUGAAGCUGUUGGUCGAAAACAGGCACUUCUUACAGCAAUUCUAAGGACGAAAGGACAUGUUCACGAAAUGUUCCAAAAAAAUCAAUUUGAGACUCAGCAUGGGAUUGAUUUCACUUGGCGUUCAAAUGACAUUGUGACCCGGAUAGCAAAACAAAAUCACAGAAAGGACAAACGUCGCCGGGCUGCUGCACUUCGAAGAGAAAGAAAUCCAGCACAAGCUCGAGAUGUUACGAACCCAUACGAAAAUGAUGAAGAAUACUCGAGGAUCGCCAACACCAAGCAUACAAGCUGCACCAAAUACAAGAGCACGAUCUUUACGAGCAAGAGCUAG
Messenger RNA from Penicillium alfredii, 939 nucleotides. RefSeq lists its product as uncharacterized. The transcript is spliced from 6 exons. Bases 1 to 939 code for a protein of 312 amino acids. The record is from RefSeq and is a predicted model, not a curated record. Lineage: Eukaryota; Fungi; Ascomycota; Eurotiomycetes; Eurotiales; Aspergillaceae.